Messenger RNA from Vicia villosa (hairy vetch), 891 nucleotides. RefSeq lists its product as uncharacterized. The coding region runs from base 1 to 891 and encodes 296 amino acids. The record is from RefSeq and is a predicted model, not a curated record. The transcript is spliced from 2 exons. NCBI's taxonomy places the organism in Eukaryota, Viridiplantae, Streptophyta, Magnoliopsida, Fabales, Fabaceae.
AUGACAAAUGCAAUCGAUGAAAUUUGGAAAAGGUGUAGGUCACUAGAUGUUGUCGAAAAAAGAGCAUUAAAAAGCAGAGUGUGUGAGAUUACUUAUCCGACUACAACAAAGAUGUGUCCACCGCCUGAAAAAAUUAAAACCAAAGGAGGGGUUAAGAAGAAAGGGAAGAGACUUGUGGGAUAUGAUGUUUAUCGUGAUCCUUCAGGAUAUGAGUAUGUUGAUCAAGCACAUUCGGGUUCGCAAAAAUCUUCAAAGAGGUUAUGUUCACAACUAUCCCAAACCUCAAAAAAUAAAGAAUUUGAUAAAUACAUUGUACAAUUUCUAGAUUACAUCAGACCAUUUAUUGAUGACAUUGUUGAUGUAAGAGAUGAUGGAAAUUGUGGGUUUAGAGCCAUUGCAUCUUUGCAUGGUUAUGGCACAGAUGGAUGGUCAAUGGUUCGUCGGGAUUUGGAGAAAGAAAUUAUAGGUCCUAGAAGCAAGUUGUAUGAGGAUUUAUUUGGUAAACACCUUCCAACAGUGAGAUCAUCGUUGGUGAUAGAAACUUUAGGACAACAACCACCAAAUAAAUGGAUGACGUUACCUGAGUUGGGCUAUGUAAUAGCUAAUUGGUAUAACGUUGUUCUCGUCUCAUUAGGUAACCCUAGUUUGAGUUACUUUCCUAUGACGGGUGCACAUUCACCUAAUGCAUCCAUUUACUGCAUCAGAUUUGUCAAUGGAAAUCAUUGGGUUCAGGUAAACAUGAAUGAAGGAUUCCUGUUGCCACCCGUCACAACUGAUUGGAAGAAAUAUCGCACAAAAGAUGCAAAUUCUUGGAUGGUAGGAUUUGCCGGGCAGUUACAACAUUGGCAACGGCUUACGCCUAUACUGCCAAAAUAUGUCAGCUUAGUUUGA